Linepithema humile (Argentine ant) is the source of this 2095-nucleotide messenger RNA. Lineage: Eukaryota; Metazoa; Arthropoda; Insecta; Hymenoptera; Formicidae. The record is from RefSeq and is a predicted model, not a curated record.
UUAUUUUUGAAGAAAAUGCAAGCAAAAGCAAUUAAUCAAUUAGAAAUUAGUACAAGCCUUUGUAAUGGCCGGUCCUCCAAUCAGUGUGCAUGUGAAGUAUACAUCAAUAUACAUGACAGGCGAGACGAGAGGCGGGAGACGAAGCCAGAGAGGCAAGCAGAGAAGGGGGAAGAAUAUGGGGGGAACCUAUGCGUUACAGGCUCAUCGGAACGCACACAUGAGUGUCAAUCUGUGGCGUAUCGGCGGCAGCAGUCCAGCCACGGUGUCCAGCGGUGUAGGUGGACGCGAAACGACGAUAGUGCGAACACGAGAACGGCCAGAAACGUGGCGCCCACAACGAAUAUGGAUUCUAACAGGCAACAACAGCAAUUGUUGGCGAGUGCGUGCCGCGGUAUGAUGCCAUUUCCGCGUAGACCAUGGAUGAGCGAGACCGGCUUCGCCGCCGCCGCCGCCGCCUCUGGCAAUCUAGGGCUCAAGGGGGUCAUAGCCGGUGGUAUUACUGGAGGCAUAGAAAUUUGCAUAACAUAUCCGACAGAAUACGUAAAGACGCAGCUGCAACUUGAUGAAAAAGCUGGCCCUAGCAAACAAUAUACUGGGAUAGUUGACUGUGUGAAAAAAACCAUCAAGACGCGCGGUUUCUUCGGUUUAUACAGAGGCUUGUCUGUGCUAUUGUAUGGUUCUAUACCAAAAUCAGCGGUGCGAUUCGGUGCUUUUGAGACAGCGAAGAAGCAACUGGUGGACGCUGAUGGCAAACUCAAUCCACAGAGAAGGCUCUUGGCAGGCCUGUGUGCGGGAGUAUGCGAAGCUAUUUUUGCUGUAACGCCGAUGGAAACGAUUAAAGUGAAAUUUAUUAACGAUCAACGCUCAGCUAAACCAAGAUUCAGAGGAUUUUUACAUGGAGUGCGCAUAAUUGUAAAGGAACAUGGUUUUAGAGGAGUAUAUCAAGGAGUAGCACCCACAAUCUUGAAACAAGGAUCCAAUCAAGCUAUCCGUUUUUUUGUGAUGGAAACAUUAAAAGACUGGUACAGAGGAGGUGAUAAUACCAAAAGUGUUCCUAAGUUAGUUGUUGGUGCAUUUGGCGCAAUUGCUGGCGCAGCAUCUGUUUUUGGAAACACACCUAUUGACGUUGUAAAAACUAGGAUGCAGGAUUUGGAAGCCGCGAAAUACAAGGGUAGCGUGGAUUGCGCAAUUCAGAUAUGGAAGAAUGAGGGUCCAAGGGCAUUUUACAAAGGAACCAUUCCGAGAUUGAGCAGAGUAUGUUUAGACGUCGCCAUAACAUUUAUGAUAUAUGAUUCCUUCAUGGAACUUUUCAACAAAGUAUGGCCUUAGAUAAGUGUCGCAUUUCGAUAUACAAUACAUUCUGCCAGAUUUUACAAAUGUUACUUUACGUUGAUACUUUUAAAAGUAUAAUUAUAACGUAUUUUUAUUCAAGUUUAUUUAUAUUCUUAUUUAAGAUGAAAACGCUAUUCAAUAGCGAUUAAUAUUUAUGUCGUACAUCAAAGAUGACAAAAACAAAAAUGUUGUAAAUGCAUUCUGUCAAAUGCAAAUCGAAUUUACGACAUAGAAAGACGUAAUCAUGUUUUGCACAAUGGUGUAACAUUACUACCUCUGGCUCUAGUUAUGCAUUUAUUUAAUGUGCAUUGCACAAGAAUCAUUAUUUUAAUUGUACAAUUGUCUGUGUUUUGUUGAAUUUAUGUUUUGUUCGUGAAUUAUUUCGUGAAUUAUUUUUAAUAUUGUAUUGAACAAUAUUCUGCAACAAUGUACAUUCCCACAGUCACAUUCGUUCCGAAUUACGAGUAUGAGUGUAUCGUUCAUAUACAUUUUUAAAGCGAGAAAAUAGUUUCUGUAUAAUAGUUAUAAGUUACAUCAUAUGCCAAUACAUGCGUUUAUACAGAAUUAAUAUCAGAAUAUAUAUUUAUGUACAAUUUUGUACAGAGAGACAAAAAUGGCACUUAAUAAUCAAGAGUAAGAAAGACUCCAAUGAGUUUUAGUUUUAAAUAAUCUCGUGUCCAAGGAUCACAUCUGUUAUGUUACAGAGGUAAAAAAAAUAGGAGAAUGUAUAUUAAAAAGAAUAAAAACAAAAAGUUUAAGUUAA